Tilletiopsis washingtonensis is the source of this 1035-nucleotide messenger RNA. RefSeq lists its product as hypothetical. The transcript has a single exon. The record is from RefSeq and is a predicted model, not a curated record. Bases 226 to 897 code for a protein of 223 amino acids. NCBI's taxonomy places the organism in Eukaryota, Fungi, Basidiomycota, Exobasidiomycetes, Entylomatales.
UGCACAGCGGCCGCGAGCAGCAACGGCAGCACACGUGCUUCGGAGAUGGGGCCAGCAUGCGACUUCAUGCGGCGAGUCUUCUCCCUCUUGCCUUGCUGUUGCAACGCCGAUUCAGCGGCCGCUCUGAUGCCUCGGAGGCGGCAGCAGAGCGUUCUCUCGCGAUGUCACCUCUCCACGUCCUCUCGACGCAUGCAUGCAUGACGCGCGUGCGAGGGCCGGCAACUCAUGCAUGCCGACGGCGACACCCCGAAGCUCGCGGCUCGGCGCAGCAGCAGCACCUCUCUCAGCCCCCAGGCACGCUCGGAUGAUCGGCGGCGCGUCGGCACAACGCCAGCAUAUGUGGGAUCAGGCCAUUCGACUCGCUCUCGCGCGCGCGUGAGCGGCAUCUCGAAGCGCGGGGAAAUGGCACAGCUCGCCGCCCGCCGUGGAGGAGAGGGUCCGCAGCCCGCCGCCGGCUCGUCCGGCGCUCAUCAGAUGCAGCAUCGAUCCACCUCAAGCACGCGCGCACACGGCACAGGCACGGACCUCGGUUCGCACAGGCCACAGCAGCGUCAGCAUCAGGGUGCAGACAGCUGGAACCUCCGCGGAAGCGGAGUGCGGUGCGGCUUCGCACGCUCGGCUUGCAUCAUCCUUCCUCGCAGAAGGACCUGGAAGAUGUGCUGCUGGCUUCGUCGGCCGAAUGAGCUCGAUACACCGGUGAACCCUGACGCUGGAGCUCAGUCAGGCGGCAGGCCCCGGAUGCCCGCUUGCGGUGCCUGUCGAUCCCCACAGCGUCGGCUGCACCCCUCGACGUCAGGUGAUGAGACGGCCCUUCCUUCCUCCGCCGCCUGCGGGCUACUCUCUGACUGUCGCACGUUCUCGCGUCUCGACCCAGGCCUCCGGCCAGAAGGGCGCUAGCCUCCCGGUCACGCUAGACCAUCGCCUUGGCGCGGCAUCAGGCACGCAUGGCAAGAGGUGGAUCGAUAUCUGAUUGAAGGGAGGCCGGCGGGAGAAUACACGAGAGAACAGAGACAGAGAGCGUGGUGGAAGAGACUC